AUGCGUUGUGUUAGCAUGCCCACCACAUCAACGACUGGAAGAGACACGGUGUUUCAUUCCGCAGGGCGGUUACAAGCAGGAGCCGUCUCAGAGUGGUCUGUGAAGGAGAGCCCUUCGUGGUCUGACCCUAAUACUUCCCAGACAACCGAAGAUCUCGGGCCACCAAGCGGAAAGCAAAUAGGCUUAUUAGGCAACCCACCUGGAGACAGCCAUAGGCCCUACCAAGCCAAUGGUCCGCUUACAACCAGGCACAGAGGGCGCGGCGAGAAGAGGCGGGACCAGGCAGAAGUGGGCGGGACCGGGGUGGCCGGAGGGAGGCGUGGUCGGACCUCGGUGGGCGGGACAUGAGGGGCGGAGUCUAGGCCUAAUCCGAGCGGCGGAGGCGCGGUGGAAUUUAGAAAGGAAGCGGGCGCCGCGGGGCGAGGCGGGGCCAGGCUGCGAUGGGCGGGGGCGAGGGCGGGGCCACGGAUGGAGCUCGCUCCCGGAUAGGCGGAGCCCUGGGUUUGGCGGGGAGAGGCGGGGCCAGCCAGGUGGGUGGGGCCGGAGAGGAGAGUCCUUUACGGGGCGGGGUUCACCGCGCGCGGGGGCCGAGCCCUGCUACUUGGUCCGUCGCCGGCUCUGCAGCUGCACUGCCUGCAGGAUCCCGGGACGCGGCGCCCCGGGGGUGGAGGGCGAAGGAACGCGGUGAUGGCCCCAGGAGAACUCUCGGGGUCCGCGGUCCUGGCCACCGCCGUCUUCGUGGGAGGCACCGUGAGUUCGCCGCUAGUGGCUCCGGACAAUGGGGGCAGCCACACGUUGCACUCCAGAACACAGACGACCCCAGCGCCCACCAACAACACGGGCAGCGGACACCCAGAGUAUAUCGCCUAUGCGCUCGUCCCUGUGUUCUUCAUCAUGGGUCUGUUUGGUGUCCUCAUCUGCCACCUGCUUAAGAAGAAGGGCUAUCGUUGCACCACAGAAGCCGAGCAAGAGGUGGAGGAGGAAAAGGUUGAAAAGAUAGAGUUGAAUGACAGUGUGAAUGAAAACAGUGACACCGUUGGGCAGAUUGUCCACUAUAUCAUGAAAAAUGAAGCAAACGUUGAUGUUUUAAAGGCAAUGGUAGCAGAUAACAGCCUGGGAGACCCUGAAAGCCCAGUGACUCCCAGCACUCCUGGGAGCCCUCCUGUGAGCCCCGGGCCCUUGUCACCAGGAGGCACCCCGGGGAAGCACAUCUGUGGCCACCAUCUGCACACAGUGGGCGGGGCCGUCGAGAGGGACGUGUGUCAGCGGUGUAGGCACAAACGGUGGCACUUCAUAAGACCCACCAACAAGUCCAAACAGGGCCACGUGAGGCGUCAAGGAGAGGUCACGGUCCUCUCCGUUGGCAGGUUUAGAGUGACGAAAGUAGAACACAAGUCAAAUCAGAAGGAGCGGAGAAGCUUGAUGUCCGUUAGCGGGACCGACAGCGUCAAUGGGGAGGUGCCUGUGACCCCUGUGAAGAGAGACCAAAGUGACACGGAGUAGCAGGGGUGAAUUUAUUGGAAGAGUUCUAAGACGCUGGAGACUUCCAAGAUAAGAAGUUGCCUGUGGAAUUUUUAAAAAUUUUUAUACAGUUUCUAUUGUGGAGUCUGCAGACAUGGGGAUAAAAGCUAAAAGGGAAUAUUUGCGCUAUGCUCGGUACAGAAUUCAGUUUGCUUGGAAACACGUUUUGGGUUAAAAAGUCUGAUGGAAAAUUUAGUACCUUUCCAGUGGAGAAAAGAGCCCAUUUUUCAGUUUUCCCCAACCACCAGACCUCCCAGUCCCCCAUCUCUGGCCUUGGCACCACUGGUAACUUUUCCAGCGUGAUCAGUCUUCACAGGGAACUCUUGGUGUGCGAUCCGAGCCCAUGCUCGG
Messenger RNA from Lontra canadensis (Northern American river otter), 1872 nucleotides. It is a transcript of the gene RELL1, whose product is annotated as RELT like 1. Gene Ontology annotation, cellular component: plasma membrane. NCBI's taxonomy places the organism in Eukaryota, Metazoa, Chordata, Mammalia, Carnivora, Mustelidae. Gene Ontology annotation, biological process: positive regulation of p38MAPK cascade. The record is from RefSeq and is a predicted model, not a curated record.